This is a messenger RNA of Cinclus cinclus, 2477 nucleotides long. RefSeq names its product 2,4-dienoyl-CoA reductase 1 (gene DECR1). The transcript has 10 exons. Gene Ontology annotation, molecular function: 2,4-dienoyl-CoA reductase (NADPH) activity. NCBI's taxonomy places the organism in Eukaryota, Metazoa, Chordata, Aves, Passeriformes, Cinclidae. Bases 6 to 1007 code for a protein of 333 amino acids. The record is from RefSeq and is a predicted model, not a curated record. Gene Ontology annotation, cellular component: mitochondrion. Gene Ontology annotation, biological process: fatty acid beta-oxidation.
GGAAGAUGGCGGCUGCGGGGCUGUGGUGGCGCGGAGUGCGCGGCCCCUGUGUGUCCGGCGGCGGGCGGUUUUUCAGCCGUGGGCCAAAUGUGCUGCAUCAAGACAUUACUGCACCACAAGCUGCGUUCUUCCCACCGCUUCAAAAAGUGAUGUUGCCACCAAAUACCUUCCAAGGGAAAGUGGCCUUUAUAACUGGUGGAGGUACUGGGCUCGGCAAAGGGAUGACAACAGCUUUGUCCAGUUUAGGUGCCAAGUGUGUUAUAGCAAGCAGGAAGCUGGAUGUUUUGAAAGGAACAGCAGAUGAAAUUUCUUCUAAAACAGGGAAUAAGGUUCACGCCAUCCAGUGUGAUGUGAGAGAUCCGGCCUCAGUUAAGAAUGCUGUUGCUGAAACAAUCCAAGUGGCAGGACAUCCUGAUGUUGUGAUAAACAAUGCAGCUGGAAACUUUAUUUCCCCUUCUGAACGACUUUCUGCGAAUGCCUGGAAAACAAUAACUGAUAUUGUACUUAAUGGUACGGCUUUUGUAACUCUGGAAGUUGGAAAGGAGCUCAUUAAAGCACAAAAAGGAGCAGCAUUCCUGGCUAUUACAACAAUUUAUGCAGGGAGUGGUUCAGGAUUUGUGUUGCCGAGUGCCUCUGCCAAAGCUGGUGUAGAAGCAAUGAGCAAGUCUCUUGCGGCUGAAUGGGGUAGAUAUGGCAUGAGAUUCAAUGUGAUUCAACCAGGUCCAAUAAAAACAAAGGGUGCUUUUAGCCGCCUUGACCCAACAGGUGAAUUUGAGAAGAAGGCAAUUGAGAGGAUUCCCUGUGGUCGCCUGGGAACCAUAGAAGAAAUUGCAAAUCUUGCUGCCUAUUUCUGCAGUGACUAUGCAAGCUGGGUUAAUGGAGCAGUUAUCAGAAUGGAUGGUGGAGAAUAUGUUUCUAUAGCAGGAGAAUUCAAUUAUUUGAAGAGGGUUACCAAAGAGCAGUGGGAUAUGAUGGAAGCAAUGAUUAGAAAAACAAAAGGCUCCUAAAGUACAUAACUUUAUGGCAGAGAUUCUUGGAAAUGAACCACUACUUUUUCAUUAAUAUUUAGAAAUAACCAACUGAGAAAUGGCCUUCAAAAUCUUUUUUAUAGUAAUUUCAAUAAAAUGUUUUGAAAUUGUUCUAUUUUGAAUAUAGUUUGUAUAUUUUUCCAGUCUGAAAUCUAUUCUGUUGCCAGUAGUGAACAAUUGUUCACUAAUACUUUGUUGAUCUUUAGAUUGUCUUAUAUAGCCAUGCCAUGGUCUACAUUCAGCCUGUUUUUUAUCUUUCUGAGGAAUUUUUUUUCUCAGAUAUAUGCAAGUGUCUCUUAGUAUUAUAAUAGCAAUAGCAUUUCAGUGCUAUCAUAACUGAAUAUAAUCAUUAAUCUGAAGAAACAAAAUAUUAAAUCCUAAUCUUCACACUUGAAUAAGAAAUUCUGAACUUGCAAAUACAGUUUCAUGUUAUUAGCAAGACUGCAUACACUAAGAAAGGAUGUAACUCCUGUUGUUACUUAGGAAAUCUUGAAACACAUAACCUGUCUUGGUCUUAUCUUUUGUGACAUUUUCAGUCUGUUAAUUAUCUUACUCUGAACUUUAAAAAUGACAUUUGCAGACCUGCAGGGCCUUUCUAAGGAGCUUGCCCUUUGUUCAUGAAAUGAACGCGAAAAUGAGAAACCAAAAAUCAUUUCUUAUUACAUAUGUGUGACUAUAGCAGCUCUCCAUAAAAAGUGUUUUAUUUAAAACUAUUUAAAGGGAUGUUGGUAAAUUUGGACUGAAAGUGUUGAAACCUUAUUUGUUGAAAUUUACAGAAAAUCCUUAGGUUUCAUUUGCAUUCACAGGCUGGUAUUAAAGAAACUUUUAGAUGGCAUUACCUCUGAAUCUAGUCUGUUUAUCCAUCCCAGAUAAGCAGGUGAUAAAAACAUUGCUCCCACUCUUUUAUCCAAAUUUAGAGAGUUGGUAGAUUUUGUCCCUCGUACCUCAGACAAUGGCUGGAAUUCUUCAAUGAAAGUAUCAGCCUCUGGCCUUUACAACCUGAAAUGCCAACAUCUGACUUUGAAAUCACUUGAUUGCCUUAUUACAAAUCUGAAGCAAGCCAAGAUGUGUUCUGCUGAAAGUGUGGACUGUAUUGGUGCAGGCUUCCAUGUGCCUUUCUCCUGUGAGUGACCACUAGCCACUGAUAAUAAAACAAGUAAACUGAAUUUGUCAUAGCAGCCUUUAAGGUGUCCUUGAGCAUAAUGUAAUGCUUUUUUUUUUUUUGUUAACUUGGGUUUGGUAGGUGUGUUGUCAGGAUCAAAUUCUGACAUGAGAGCCAUCUCCUUGUAUGGGACACAGUUGGAUGUAAGACUUAGACAUUUGAAAAAAAGUGCUCCAGAAAAAAAUCAAAUGUAAGGUUGUGAGAUGUGGUAACAUCAAGUAUUUCUCUGGAGUGUCUAGUAGGUUGUCACCUGGUGACAGGCUGUCAAUAAAAAUAUGUUCCCGUCA